GUCAUUCAUCACGGUGGUGGUGAACUGCGCGUGAACUUUGGAGAAAAAGUUGAGAGGAUUGAUAUGAUUUGAAACGCAGCGAACAGGUUUUUGGAGACGAAAUCACUGGGGAGGAUUUGUUCAAAACACUGAACGAAAGGAGACCGUCACUUGGGACAGAAUGAAGUCGCUGUUAUGGGAUUAAAUUUGAUUGUUUUUUUAAUUUUUCACUCCUUAAAUGACCGUUUAAAAAAACAUUCUGUAGGUGGCGGUAAAUGCACCUUUUUUGAGUGCCAGCCGCCAUUAAAGCGUAGAAGAAGAAUAAGAGGAAGUAGAAGAAGGAGGAGGAGGAGUGACAGGAAAACACGCGCGAAACUACCAACAACAGAGAAAAGUGAGGGCUCUCGUCUCUCGCCUGGUUGCUGUUGUGCAAGAAGUUUUCAUUUUUGUGGAUUAUUUAUUGAAAACGCGUGAUGACAGGACUGCUGCAGCAUCCGGGAUACGAUGAGGAGAAACUCCAGAGGAUCGCAGAGCUGCUGCCAUGCAGGGAGGUCCAGGCUGGGCUCCUGCUCUCUCUCAUGGGGCAGCCUGAGCAUCACUGUUACCCUUCAAUUUUCAUCUAUGGGCAUCAAGCCUCUGGGAAGAGCCAUGUACUAAAUAUUGUAAUGAAACAACUGGAGCUACCCCACGCCAUGGUCAGCUGUGUCGAAUGUUUUUCAGUGACAUUGCUUUUUGAACAAGUGCUUCAGUCCUUCUUUGGGGCUGAUGCUUCCUCCCUGCUCCCCCGAGGUCCCUCUCUGUCUGACUUUGUUCGCAUCUACAGACAGCUGAGCUCAGAGUCACCCACCAAGCAGACCAGAUACAUUAUAAUGGAAAAGGCUGAAAUGUUGAGGGACGCAGAUGCCAAUCUACUUCCUGCUCUCCUCCGUCUUCAGGAACUAGUUGAAGACAAUGUUACAGUGAUUCUGCUUAGUGAAAUCGUGUGGGAUAAGUUCAGACCAAACACUGGUUGUUUUGAGCCCCUCCUGCUGCAUUUUCCAGACUACAGUAAAGGUGAGCUGCAGCAGAUAUUGUCAAAGGACAAGCAUCCUUUAUAUUCAGCAGAGUUUUACUCCUCCUACAUCAACAUCUUGUUGGGUGUUUUCUACUCUGUUUGUCGAGACCUCAGAGAACUGCGCCACCUGGCUGCUCUUAAUUUUUCAAAGUUCUGUGAACCACUAGAAGAAGGCAAAGUUAAAGAAAGUGACACACACAAAUUGUGGCGAAACAUUGAGCCUCAUUUGAAAAAAGCCAUGCAAACAGUUUAUCUUCGAGAGGUGUCCAGUCUUCAGUGGGAGCAGAUGCAAGAACUGGAGGAAAGAGAAGUCGGCGCUGUGAGAGGUUUAUCAGCUCACACUCAUGUUGAAUUGCCUUAUUACUCCAAGUUCUUAUUGAUUGCUGCUUACCUGGCAUCAUACAACCCAGCUCGCACAGACAAGCGUUUUUUCCUAAAGCAUCAUGGUAAAAUAAGAAAAGCCAAUUUUUUGAAGAAAAAUGAAAAGACUAGUAAUCAUCUCCUGGGACCUAAGCCCUUCCCUCUUGACCGCAUGCUGGCAAUCUUCUACAGUGUUGUGGACAGUAGAGUGGCCCCUACAGCCAGUAUAUUCUCUCAGAUCUCCUCUCUAGUGACCCUGCAGCUACUGAACCAGGUCAGCCACGAUGACCAGCUCGAUGCCCCCAAGUACAAGUGUGCCGUUUCUAUGGACUUCAUUUGUGCCAUUGCCAGGACCGUCAACUUUGAUAUUGUGAAGUAUUUGUAUGACUUCCUUUGAGGCUGCUGAGCAAAAGAAGAGCUGACACACAUUGACAGUAAGACAUAAGGAGCUUUGCACUUGAAUGCACUUAAGCACAUGCAUCAUGUGAAACUGAGCUCAGACUGGGUCCUGUUAAACUAAUCCAGUUAUGACCUCUGGUGGCGGCUUUAUGUGUAGAAUUUAAAGUAAUGUGUUCCAUUGGAGAAGAAAAAUUGAAACUUAAUAUUUCAUGUAAUAUUUGCAAAAUAAAGUUAUUUUGAUA
Messenger RNA from Periophthalmus magnuspinnatus, 2034 nucleotides. RefSeq names its product origin recognition complex, subunit 5 (gene orc5). The coding region runs from base 453 to 1790 and encodes 445 amino acids. The transcript is spliced from 14 exons. Gene Ontology annotation, cellular component: nucleus; nuclear origin of replication recognition complex. Lineage: Eukaryota; Metazoa; Chordata; Actinopteri; Gobiiformes; Gobiidae. The record is from RefSeq and is a predicted model, not a curated record. Gene Ontology annotation, molecular function: DNA replication origin binding. Gene Ontology annotation, biological process: DNA replication initiation; DNA replication.